AUGGACGUCGUGGCCGACUUGGUGACGGGGCCCUUCAAGGAGGUCGUGGAAAAGGGCAGCCUCGCACUCGAGAACGCGGGCGACAACAAGGAAAUGCACUCCGAGAGCCAGAAGCUGGUCAAGGGCGCCGAGCGCAUUCUCAAAAUCAUUGAACCACUUUGCGAGCGGCACUUGGAGGAGUACGUAGGCGCGACCAAGGGACCGGCGUUGCUGGAGUUUUUGACUGACUGCGGAGUAGAUGAGAUCGCCGAGUACAGGUCACAGAUGACUGACAUGCUGUGGGACUUUGACGACGUCGUCGAGGAGGAUGCGUUUGAGAAGGAAAAGUACGUCGAGCUGCGGGAGCUGUGUAAGAAGGCCGGGCUCAGGACUGGAGAGAUCUUGAAGAGAAUGAAGCUCGAGGCAGCGCCGCGGGAGCAGCCCGUUGUUUCGCCUGUUGCGACAUCACCGCCGGCUGAGACUGCCACCCAGGAUCGGGAUCUAAAAAGUCAAAACACCACCCAGAAGCUACUCCAGGAAGAGGAGCAGGCACUUGAGCCGAGUCCCAAGCUGGAAGAGAUUCGGGAGCAGCCGCCGCCGCCGCCUCCCUCAACGAACCCCUGGGAUCUUAGAGCAAGUCCAGUCAUCGAAACGGGCUUGGAAGCAUCACUAAAAACCCACAUCGAGCGUCGGCCGCCAGUUUCCGCCAUGAGUUCCCCAGUCUCUGAACCAACUAGCCCAGAGGAUGUAAACAGGCUGUCUUACAGCUCUAGUCGACGGCUGGACAUCCCCGUCGGGAGGGUGCUGCCUGAAGAAGAACGGUAUCAUCAAAUGAGUCCUCAAGAUAUUUCUCGGUCUCCUGUUUUGUCAAUGGACAGAAGCCCUCUCGUCUCGCGGGGGCGGGCGUCGUCAACUACCCUGGGCGUCGUGGCCGAAGACCAGCCGGUGCAGGCUGUACAUGCGCCAUUGCCGCAUCGCUACUCGCAGGCAAGCUCAAUCUACUCUCACCCUUCUAGGCAACGCUCCCAGGAGUCGCUACACAGUUCCGUCUUUGAUGGGAGGAGGAAUGAUGGGUCCAACAGUCCUGCGAUGACGGAGCAUCGCAUCUCCUCGUCUUCUGGGAAUGAUGCGCAGCUGAGUCCGAUAUCUCGGGGACCUAUCGUGCCACCAAACUUCCCCCCAGGUAUUCACGAGGGUAUCGAGAGAGUGCCAUUAGUUAUGCAUGAUGGCGAAGGGCUGAUUCCUGUCGAAUCGGAGUCAACCAAUACUACCCAGCCUCCACCCAUGAUACCGAGUCGACCAACGGACUGUAGCAUUGGUCUAAGCAGCUCGUUUUACUUGUACAAAGGGUUCUGCGAGGGUGCGAAGGAAGUGGCCAGGGGGGGACUUGGCAUCAAGAAGAUCAAGAAGCCUGGAUUCUCUGGCGCGCACGAAGUAGCCAAGUGCACCAGCUGCUCCUACGAGCUCGAUUUCAGGCAGGUCGAGCUGGACGUCAACAACACAGAGCAAGCAAACUUCCUCUCACACAAGAUAGCCUUCCGUCCGCGCUUCCUCCAGAAGUGCCAUGUCGCUACUAAACGCGCCGACGAGCUGCUCUACGGCUGCGUCUUCUGCGUCCACGCCCAGCGGACCCUCGAGGAGUGCGACGCGACAGUCUUCUUCAGCCAAAAGAAGCUCUUCGAGCACCUGGCUCGGCACCCUCGUCCCUUACCGCAGGUGCCCGGUAUCAUGGCCAUCGAAGAGGCCGAGAUCCCGCCCAACUUGCGCAACAACUACGAUCUACACUUCCGAGCGCCGCCAAAGGAGAGCCCUCUGGCGGGCAAGCAGACAGAGCUGGCUCAACGGCCCGCCGCGACGGCGACGCAGACGGUGAAGCGCAUGUACGGCAUGCGGUUGCUGUAUGACAACACGCCGGCGUUCGAGCUGGCGAAUGGGGCGAGGAUUUCAGGGAUUGAGUUCCCGCAAAAGUAUAACGGGGAGUGGGUCAUGGGGUGGCACGAGGGGAACUUUGGGUCGGUGCCGUUGGACGUGCUGAAGCUGGAGCCGCCGCCAAAGGGGGAGAUUCGCAUGGACACGACGAGCAACAUCUCGGCGGUGGCGAGGUGGAAGUUUGCGCCAAAGAUGAAGGACGGCGGGGACUGGUUGCGGUUUGACCAGGGGGAGAAGAUCACCAACAUCAGCUGGGCAUGGCAGGACCACUGGUGCUGGUCCGGUACCAACGCCAAGGGCGCCUGGGGCAUCUUCCCGCAGACGCACAUCGACGGCAACACGAUUCGCGAGACGUCGGACGGAUCAAGUAUUUCGAGCAGCGAGCGGCGGAGACGGUCCGAGGGGUUUUUCGGAAGGUUCGCAAGCAACCGCAAGGCGUCGUCACAGAGGGCGUCAAGCGUGGCGGAGGUUAUGGUCUCUUCCGGGCCACGGCCGUCGGUGUUUUAG
Molecule: messenger RNA, 2415 nt
Organism: Colletotrichum spaethianum
Lineage: Eukaryota; Fungi; Ascomycota; Sordariomycetes; Glomerellales; Glomerellaceae
Exons: 6
Coding region: 1-2415 (804 amino acids)
Molecular function (GO): protein binding
Source: RefSeq, a predicted model, not a curated record